CCCGCCUCUUGUCUGGUCUAAUUAAAACUAUGACCCUUUUGUUUAGUUAGCGUGUGAUUCUGAGCAUUUGCGUAUCUUUUUGGCAUAAAUUAAAACCUGAAACUUGUUGGGCUGAACGCCAAACAAGACCACUUUACGUUCUUCGAUCCACACCGAAUGCGAAUCAGAAUUUAAAUAAGCAAAUGUCUCUCUUUUAUUCUCCAAAUCCCAACGCAUCUCUCUUACUGAAUCCUUCCUCCAUUUCCGUUCCUACGCCAACCAAGCCUCAUUUCGCAUCACCACCUCAACUGUCGCAUCAUCACCUUCUUUAUUCUUCUCCGAUUAGCAAUCGUUCCUCUUUAGUUCUUCGCUUCUCUUCUCUCUCAGAUAUGGAUUCCACAUCAGGCCAGAGUCUGUACCCUUUGCACCGUACUAAAACUAUUCACCUGGUGAGGCAUGCUCAAGGGAUUCACAAUGUAGAAGGAGAAAAAGACUACAAUGCAUAUUUAUCUGAAGAACUCUUUGAUGCUUGCCUUACCCCUCUCGGUUGGCAGCAGGUUGAUAAUCUGCGCAAGCACGUUCAAGAACGUGGGCUUAAUAAGAAAAUUGAGUUGGUCAUUACUUCCCCUUUGUUAAGGACCAUGCAAACAGCAGUUGGUGUUUUUGGUGGUGAAGGGUACACUGAUGGCAUAGAGGCCCCUCCAUUGAUGGUGGCAAAUGCUGGGGAAAGUAACCGUCCUGCAAUUUCAAGUUUAAAUUGUCCUCCAUUUGUAGCAGUCGAGCUUUGUCGGGAACAUUUGGGAGUUCAUCCAUGUGACAGGAGAAGAAGUAUUAACGAGUAUAGGCCUCUAUUUCCUGCUAUUGAUUUUUCACUGAUUGAAAAUGAUGCUGACAUUUUGUGGACGGCUGAUGUCAGAGAAGAGAAUCAAGAUGUUGCAGCCAGGGGGCAGAAGUUUUUGAGCUGGUUAUGGACUCGGAAAGAGAAGGAGAUAGCAGUUGUUACACACAGUGGAUUCUUAUAUCAUACAUUAAGUGCUUUUGGGAAUGAUUGUCACCCAUCUGUGAAGUGUGAAAUAUGUACACACUUCAAUAACUGUGAGCUCCGGUCGGUGGUUGUUAUUGAUAGAAGUAUGAUGGGUUCAGAUCCUGCAACAACUAACUAUCCUGGAAAAAUUCCUGCUGGUCUUGAUCUUCCAAGCGAUGUUGCACAGGAGAAGCAUCCAGAGAUGGGAGUGUCCAAUUAAUCAUUUACUACUGAUUUCAAUACUCCAUCAAAUGUUCAUUCAUAAAUGAUUUACUAUGAACUACUUCAAUACCAAUAGAAGGGCUUGGCCAUUCAUAUUUUGUGAACUCACUGGCUCUGUUAGGAAUUUAAGAUUCAUUUCGUUGAUGUAGACAGUUAUUAUGUGUACCCAACGAAGAUUGAAGGCCAUUGUCCCUGAGAUCUUCCGUAAUCUGGCUAUUGUGAUGAUGACUGUGAUUACAAUCGAGCCAAUGAUUCAUUUGGUUA
This is a messenger RNA of Hevea brasiliensis (rubber tree), 1489 nucleotides long. RefSeq names its product phosphoglycerate mutase-like protein 1. Lineage: Eukaryota; Viridiplantae; Streptophyta; Magnoliopsida; Malpighiales; Euphorbiaceae. Bases 183 to 1223 code for a protein of 346 amino acids. Gene Ontology annotation, molecular function: phosphatase activity. Gene Ontology annotation, cellular component: cytoplasm. The transcript is spliced from 10 exons. The record is from RefSeq and is a predicted model, not a curated record.